This is a messenger RNA of Gymnodraco acuticeps, 3100 nucleotides long. RefSeq names its product core-binding factor subunit beta (gene cbfb). The transcript has 7 exons. Gene Ontology annotation, molecular function: sequence-specific DNA binding; transcription coactivator activity. The record is from RefSeq and is a predicted model, not a curated record. Gene Ontology annotation, biological process: regulation of transcription by RNA polymerase II. Lineage: Eukaryota; Metazoa; Chordata; Actinopteri; Perciformes; Bathydraconidae. The coding region runs from base 335 to 859 and encodes 174 amino acids. Gene Ontology annotation, cellular component: core-binding factor complex; nucleus.
GUGAAGAGAGAGAGGUGGAGAGACAUAGAGGAAGAGAGGGAGGGAGAGGAGACAGAGCCACACGGGUGAAACUGAGCUUUGUCUCUCGCGCUGGGUCACUCAGAAAGAGCCACUUGGAGCCAGAGGCGACCACGGAGCGCUCAGGAGCCGCAGAACGACCCAGACCAUCAUAAUAAGAGCAGCAGUAAGAGAGCACAUUGCUGCACAGACAAGGAACACACAAACACGGAAGAGAAGUGAAUGAGGGACGGACGGCAAGACGAGCAGCGGAAGUUUUACUGUGCGGGAUAAUAAAAGAGAUUUGGCUGAAACUGAAGAGAAAGUGUUGGUGAAGAUGCCGCGGGUAGUCCCGGACCAGAGGAGCAAGUUUGAGAAUGAGGAGUUUUUCCGCAAGUUGAGCAGGGAGUGUGAGAUUAAAUACACUGGGUUCAGGGACCGGCCCCAUGAGGAGAGACAAGCUCGCUUCCAGAACGCUAGCAGGGAUGGACGAUCAGAAAUAGCCUUUGUAGCUACAGGUACAAACCUCUCUCUACAGUUCUUUGCAGCCAACCUGCUCGGAGAUCAGAGGCAGGUUCCUGCGAGGGAGUAUGUUGACUUCGAGAGAGAGACGGGAAAGGUCUAUUUAAAGGCUCCCAUGAUUUUGAACGGGGUGUGUGUGACCUGGAGAGGCUGGAUUGACCUACAGAGACUGGAUGGGAUGGGAUACCUGGAACUGGAUGAAGAGAGGGCGCAGCAAGAGGACGCUUUGGCCCAAGCAGCCUUUGAAGAGGCUCGACGCAGAACCAGAGACUUUGAAGACAGAGACCGAUCACACAGAGAGGAUCUUGAGGACCCUGUGGUUUCUAAAAUCUGGGACUGAUGACACACAGACAGGCAGCCAGCAGAAAAGAAAAUGUCCAGCUGACAGCAGGACCCCAGCCCUGGCUCCAACAUGGCCAACGCUGACAUUGAACACAAGAUGCGCUGAGGCGGAAGAGAAGGAGGAAGUACUGGAGGAAUAGAAGAAAAACCAGGGCUGGCUGUCCAUUCACUUUCAAUAUAAUCAACUGUAAAAAAGCUCAUCUGAAAUUGCAAUUUUGACCAAUGUUUUCAAAAUGUGUUCUUUGUUUCCUUGUUAGUCUGAUAUGAUUUUUCUUUCCACACUUAAAACAUUGUUCUUACCUUUUUACAUUUAGAAGAAACACAACUUCCUUAAUUGAUUGAAUUGAAAGUGAACCAAACUCCACAAUUAAGGAUUCACAGGAAUAAGUAUCCAACAGACCUGGGCAAAAAGUAGUUGUAUAUAUUUAAAUACAAAGGAAGGAUUAUGAGAGGUUGAAUUGAAUUGCAUCGUAUUGCAAAUAUGACACAUCCGAGGUUGAAGUUGCUUCUUGAGUCAAAUGAGUAUCUAUAUAAAGUAUAGAUCAAAUCACUCAGACUUCUAUUUAUUUUUUUCCAGGUCUUACAUGAUUUGAUGGAAAGAUCUAACUACCAAAAGAUAUAUUUUCUAUCAAUACAAAUUGUGAAAAUAAUGGAAGGGGGGUAACAGAUGCCAGUAGUGAGGGGAGGCAAAGGAAAGAGAAGAGAGGAGAGUAGAAAAGAUUGAAUUGAAAAUAAUGCGUCAAAAGUAAGGUGUUGAAAAAGAAAAGCAGUGUGACUGCGUUGUUCAUUGUUUUUGCAACGCCUCACAUUUGGGAACAUGCCUUUUGUUAACCCUAAUUAUGCAUAGUUAAAAAAAACUGCUGUUUUCUUAGACCAAAGUUCACUUUGCUGGUAAGGGAGGGAGGGAAUGGAGAAAGGUAUGGGAUACAAUAACAGAAAACUGGGUUGCAUUUAAAAAGUAGGCAGGUGGGAGGAGAGCAUCCAGAGAGAACUAUGCUGUUUUGUGUAGUUUGAAUUGUUUGCUGUGCUAUAAUAUUCAGUUUCUCUUUAAAAUAUCAACCAUGGUGGGAGGCCCAUGACUAUAGAAUCCUCGGUUAAGCAGCAACAAGUUUUACGGCCAAUUUGCACUAUGUGAUACAAUCAGACUUGUUCUCAACAUGGGUUUUUCUUUAUAGGCAUGAAACCAAACAUAGGCCAAUGUCUUCUAUUGUUACCUAUGCAGCCUUUUUAUUGUGAGAACACUCCCUUUUAAAGCCCUUUGAUAAGGAAUAACUGGGAUUUUUAAAGGCUACAUCAUAGUGAUGCAAGAUUUGGGUGUGCCCAACCAGUAGCAUGCUCCACAAAGUAUAAAAGCAUUUGUUUUUUUACCAGGAUGUGUCACCAGGUGGAGUUGUGAUCUGGGGUUGACUAUCAGGCAAAAAUGAAACGCAUCCUUUUGCAUGAAGGCUUUUUCUUGAUAUUGACAUGCUACUUUUUAAAUGGGUAUUCAAAGGCUUCUUUCUUAAAAAUACACACCAUACAAAUCAGUAGCAUGUGUUGCAAGUCACUUUUAUAGAAGUAAGGUACCUAUCCAACUUGAAAUCCGUCUAUUGAUCAACCAACACCCAGAUAUUCCUCAUCAUUAAAGGACUGUACAAGCCUAAAUACAGUCUAAAUACUAUUCCCUGUCCUGUUACAGUACAAGUGUAACAAAAUUAUAUGUUUUAUUGUUUUGUUUGAGUGAAAGUCAUGAUGUUUGCUUUUGAUAUUACUUCUCACAUCCGUAUGCCUAUUAAUUGUUGUUCAUCUUUCAGCUUUGUUAUGAAAUAGUAGUAGCAAUGGUAGUCUAUUUUAUGUAAUAUUGAGUCGCGUUUCUAGAAAUUUGGGAGUUUUAAGGACUUUUGUUACUUUCGCUUUUCACUGUUCUAUGUGUUUAUGUAUUAUUUGUAUUGUUUAUUUUUUAAAGGAAAUCCACUUACUGGGUUAAAUACAGUGAAUGUGGAUUGACUCAAGCCCUUUUAUUUUUAAAUUGUGCAACUAGAAGCUGAUUUCAUUUUCCAUUGUGUUUUCCACUUAGUGCACUCAACGGUUUUAUUCUUACUAUUUUACCCAAGACAGUCCAGUCCAGUCCAGACAGUACAGUAUGGGAUGGACUCUGUACGUUAUAAGUUUAUUAUAUGUUAUGUUUGAACUAUAGCUUGACAGUGACCACUGGGCCUACAUUUUAAAAAUAAAACCACCUGUGGGUGGUCUCAUCAAA